AUGGCCGACAACCAAAAGACAGAGGACCUCGAGUCCAACAACCUCGCAACAACGCCCACCUACGAAACAAAGAAACAGCCCGCACAAGACCUCUCCAAUGAGGAUUUGAGCAUUCAAUCACCUUCGGAUCUAGUCAAUGUGCAACUCGACUCCGCCAAGGAGAAGAAGUUGCUGGCGGCGUUAGAUCUACACUUCGUCCCGAUUAUCAUGUUUGCGUAUUUGACUUGUUUCCUUGAUAGAGGGAAUAUCGGAAAUGUCAAAGUAGCAGGUAUGCCAGAAGACAUUGGUGCCUCCAACGCACAGUACUCCACCGCCGUCUCAAUCUUCUACGCAACAUACGUCACAUUCGAAACGCCCCUUGCCAUGUUAAUGAAGAAAAUUACUCCACGCAAUCUCCUCUGCGGGCUUUGCGUGGUAUGGUCACUCACCACCAUUUUCACGGGUUUCGUGACUAGUGUUGGCGGUUUGUGGGUGUAUAUUAUUGAAGGUAUCUUCAGCAUAAUCGUGGCUGUGUGGAUUUGGUUCGGGCUACCCAAUGACCCUACAAACGCCUACUUUUUGACUCCGGAGCAAAAAUGGAUGAUGCAAGUCCGAAACGAGCAGUCGAGACAUUAUCUUGGUCCUGAAAAGUUUACCUGGGAUCAGUUCUGGAUCGAAGUGCGCGAUCCCAAGUUAUACUUCAGUGCCGCGACACAAUUCUGCCAGGACAUCCUACUCUACGGCUUUAGUACUUUCUUACCCGCCAUCCUCAAAAGCUCAGGCUACGACACCCUCCGAAGCAAUGCCUUGACCGUCCCCGUCUACAUCUGGGGCGUUAUCAGCUUCACUCUUCUUGCUUGGUGGGCAGACCGCAUCACACGCUUCGCCCCCUUUAUUCUCGGCGCAAACGCCGUUUCCAUGAUCGGCUACAUCCUCUUGCUAGCUGUUAAAACCAACAACGCAGUCCGCUACUUCGCCACUUACCUCUGUGUAGUAGCCUGCUACCUUGGUCCCGGUCUCAAUUUGGCCUGGUUGAAUGUCAAUGUUGCGCCUCAUCAUCGCCGUGCAGCGGCUGUUGGGUUGCAGCAGACUAUCGGCAAUACAGCCGGCAUCGUUGCGGGUCAGGUUUAUCGUACUUCGCCGUAUGUUUUGGGCAAUUCUUUCUCGUUGGGUGCGGUCUGUCUUGCGCAGUUGUUGGUUGUAGGUCAUACGUUGUAUAUUCGACGAGAGAUAGCGCUUAAGGAGAGUAUUGCGGAGGGCAAGGUAGAAGAUAAGAGGAACGUCACUACUGGUGAUGGAGCUGUUGACUACAAGUAUUUUUAUUGA
Messenger RNA from Talaromyces amestolkiae, 1305 nucleotides. RefSeq lists its product as uncharacterized. Lineage: Eukaryota; Fungi; Ascomycota; Eurotiomycetes; Eurotiales; Trichocomaceae. The transcript is spliced from 4 exons. Gene Ontology annotation, molecular function: transmembrane transporter activity. Gene Ontology annotation, cellular component: membrane. The record is from RefSeq and is a predicted model, not a curated record. Gene Ontology annotation, biological process: transmembrane transport. The coding region runs from base 1 to 1305 and encodes 434 amino acids.